AUGACUCCUGGGAUAUCGGGUCACUUUGAAGUGGAAGAAAUCGAAGCAAAGGUAUCUAAUGAUUCCGGGCUGAUAUCCCUCUACAUAGGUGUUCUCCUGCCGUUAAGUAGUAAUGGAUGGGAGGAGGAGUAUGCAAACCAGAGUAUGGUAGCCAUGAAUCUAGCAGUAGAUGACCUGAACAACAGAACUGACAUCCUACCUGAUCACUUCAUCCACCUCGUCAUAAGAGAUACCAAGGGGUCUACAGCGCUUGCACUGAACCUGCUCUAUGAGAUGAUACUAUCCAAGCCAUCCAUGAUAGCAUUCGUUGGAAGCAUUGAGGCCGAAACUACCAAGAUAUUAGCUGCAGUCACUGGUAAUUGGGGCAUCAUUCAGAUGGGUUUUGCUAACUCUGCUAUCGGGCUAUCUGAUCACCUUCUUUAUCCAUUCUUCAUCCGGACGAUGGGUAGCUCGUCUGAUCUGAACAAGGUUAAACUACAAAUCUGCGAACGGUUUGGUUGGUCGAAGAUUUCCACCAUAACGGAAGCCACUGAGCCACAUGCUGGAAUUAUGGAAGAUUUGCACAGUUUAUUAGAUGACAGGAAUAUCACUCUGGUAACAAGGCAAUCAUUUUACUAUGACCCAGCUGGUGUAAUGGACAGAUUAAAGUCUAAAGACGCGAGAAUAAUGAUAGCUAGCUUCUCGGAGGAGACGGCGAGAAAAGUACUGUGCGAGGCCUUUAUGCGCGAAUUGUACGGUCCUAAACGAAUCUUCAUCUUUCGCGGUUUUCUGGAGUCCAACUGGUGGAAAACCUCAGACAAACCAGUGGAUCUAGGGUGCACAGAUGACGAUAUGAUGACGGUCUUGCAGAGUGUAAUUACCGUAUACUUCAACAUGAAUGCAAGGCAAAGGACUGCAGUCGCAACGGCACAGACGUCCCUGUCCUUUCGAAAGGAGAUGUCCCGGUUCCUGGGCUCGACGAUAUUGACCAGCCACGAUGUAGCAGCGAAUGCUCACGAUGGUAUCUGGGCUAUCGGAUACGGUCUCAACCAAUCUCGUGCCUUUAUUGGUAAUCGAAGUCUACACGAUUACACGUACAAUGACAGGAACAUGACAAGAACAUUCUACAACCACAUCCUCAAAUCACAGUUUUAUGGUGUAUCGGUAAGCCUUGUGAAUUCCCAUUCUCUUCUGAAUCGGCUUAUGACUGUUCUCAUGUGCUUCUUCGUGUAA
Lytechinus variegatus (green sea urchin) is the source of this 1212-nucleotide messenger RNA. RefSeq names its product gamma-aminobutyric acid type B receptor subunit 1-like. Gene Ontology annotation, molecular function: G protein-coupled GABA receptor activity. Gene Ontology annotation, cellular component: G protein-coupled receptor heterodimeric complex; membrane. The transcript has 7 exons. The coding region runs from base 1 to 1212 and encodes 403 amino acids. Gene Ontology annotation, biological process: G protein-coupled receptor signaling pathway; gamma-aminobutyric acid signaling pathway. The record is from RefSeq and is a predicted model, not a curated record. Lineage: Eukaryota; Metazoa; Echinodermata; Echinoidea; Temnopleuroida; Toxopneustidae.